GCUUUUGUACCCAUAGCUGCUCGGAGUUCCUUGUGUCUGCCAUGUCAUCUCCUUCCCAUUCUUGGCCUUCUCCACUGACAGGGUGAACAUGUCCAAGCUUCCAAGUAAAGACUCUUCAUUGCGCGAGCGGUUCAAAAGCAUUCUGGGUAUUGGCACCCGUAUUAGCACCAAACAAGCUGAAUCCAAGCCAACGGAGUUCAUAAUCACUUUUGAAAUACUAAAGGAUCUGAAUAUAGAGAGUGGACUUUACAAUAGAAUAAAAACUAUUGGACAUGUUUGUGAACUUGCUAGGACCAGGAAAUUUGAAGAGCAUGCAGUGGAGGCCGUGUGGCAGGCUGUCUUUGACUUGAUGUCUGAUGAUCAGCCCUCAGAAGCCAGGCAUGCAGUACUACACUUAAUGAAAGCUAUUAUUCAGGGACAGGGGGAAAGGCUUGGACCAAUGAGAGCACACUUUUUCCGUGUUAUCAAGGAUUACCCUAUGAAUUGUGAUCUACAGGAGAGACUAGAAGUCUUCAAAGCGCUAACAGAAAAUGGAAAAGACAUCACCUAUCUUGAAGAAGACCUGUCCUUAUUUGUUCUCAAGUGGUUAGAAAUUGGUCUGACAGUGGAGUUUCUGGAAGUUCUGGUCAAUCUCGUCAAAUUCAACAGUUGCUACUUGGAUCAGAUUGUGGCUCAGAUUGUGCAUAAGAUCUGCGUCCUCUGUAAUCUGACUACAGUGCCAACAGAUAUAGAGGUCUCCUUGCAAGUCCUUGAUGCUGUUGUCUGCUACAACUCUUUGCCUUCAGAGUCCCUCCCAGGAUUUAUCAUAACACUUUGUCAUACAGUGAAUGUCAAGGAGUUCUGUGAAUCUUGUUGGAAGCUGAUGCGAAAGGUCCUGGGAACUCACUUGGGACACAGUGCAAUUUAUACAAUGUGUCGCAUUAUGGAAGAUAAAAUGCACAUGGAUGAUGCGGCCUUGUUGAGAGGUGCAGUAUUUUUUGUUGGAAUGGCUCUCUGGGGUGCACAUCGUCUCAUUACCCUGAAGAGUACCCCAACAUCUGUUUUACCCUCUUUUUAUAAGGCUAUGACAAGUGCUAAUGCUGUAGUGUCCUAUGAAAUAGUUCUGUCCAUCACUCGAUUAAUUAAAAAGUAUGGAAAAGAAUUGCAGGUAGUUACCUGGGAACAACUUCUGGAUAUUAUUGAGCGAUUACUUCAGCAAAUUGAGACACUGGGUAGUAACGAACUGUCUGUUAUUGUACAUGAGCUGCUAACCACAAUAGAAGAGUUGUAUGAACAAAAAGAUUAUCACGGUCCUCAGGAACGAUUAUUUGCACUGAUUGAAAAGUGUUCCAAUAAAAGGCCGGAGAUGUCAGUCCUUACACUAGUGUCAUACCGGGCUCAGUCAGUUCAUCCUGCCAAAUACUGCUGGAUUCAGAAUCUGCAGAAACUAAUGGAGAAGUUCUUCAAGAAUGAAAGUCGAAGCGCCAUUCGCAAGAAAGCACUUGACGUCCUGCUAUUUAUUUUGAGCAUUAAUAGACAAUUAUAUGAAGAGGAGUUAAUUGAAGCUGUGGUGAUCCCUCAGCUGGGGCACAUUGCAGAGGACAAGGACCAUGUGGUACGGAGACUGGCUGCGCAACUGCUAGUAGACCUGGCCGUGGACUGCAACACUCCUCAGUUUAACAGUCUUUUGGACAUUAUCGAAAAGGUUAUUAAUCGGCCACUCAUCGAUCCAUCUGUGGAAGGAGCGGAAAGCAGUUUUUCACACGAUUCUACGCUGGAGGAUGUGAAGACUGCAGUUUUGGGUCUUCUAGUAAUUCUGCAGACCAAAUUGUACUGUUUGCCCGCCAGCCAUGCGUGUCGAGUCUAUGAACUUCUGAUAAGCCACAUACAGUCACAUUACCAGCAGAUGUACACCUCCGCUAUUGCCAGCAGUAUUCGCCUACAGGUAUUUAAUUUUUUUCUGCAGCUUCGAGCAGACUCUCUCUUUCGCAUUGGAGUGCCAAACAAGGACAUGAUAGUGAGGUUCAGCCCUUAUUGUCUCUGUGGAAGCAGUGAUUCUGAGAAGAAAGGACAAGGUACAGUUUCUCCUCCAGCGGGAAGUCCUGCCACAGCUCAGAGUACCAGUAUUAGGCUGGGUUAUUUGCCUUUUUCACUGGCCUUUAAUGCAGUUCUCCAGUGUCUUGAGCAUGAGACGGACUGGACCGUGCUGAAGCUAGUUUUAGAUAAGCUACCAGAAUUGCUGAGGUACAAGGGACUGAUACUGACCUCUCCCUGCAGUAUGGAUCAGCUCUGCUCUGCUCUCUGUACCAUGGUCACUGACCGCCAGUUGCCAGAGCGACUAAAGAAUGUACCUGAGGGUUUCUCUCGCACAGAUGUACAGCUGGUGGUGGUUCCUGUGCUGACGGUCAUCACCUCCUACCAUGUUUACUUGGACCAGACCAAACAGCGUGAGUUUGUUCACUGCCUUGAUACUGGGCUGAUCUACCGUUGUGCCAAGCAAUGUGUGGUGACGUUGACCAUGUGCAUCAUCGAGAUGCCAGAUAUCAUGGUUAAACUGCUUCCGGGCAUCAUUCUCAAGUUGACGCACAUCUCAGCCACACUCACCAUGGCUAUCCCUAUGCUGGAGUUCUUAUCAACAUUGGUGAGAAUUCCUCCUCUUUAUGCCAACUUCGUGGCCGAACAGUAUGUCAGUGUUUUUGCUAUCUCGUUACCUUACACCAACCCUUUCAAAUUCAACCAGUAUAUAGUAUCCCUAGCACACCAUGUGAUAGCCAUGUGGUUCAUUCGAUGUCGGCUUGUGUUCAGGAAGGACUUCGUGCGAUACAUUACUAAAGGUCUCAGAUCAAAUGCCUUGCUGCCAUUUGAGGACACGCAUGAACCCACCAGCUUUCGAGCUCGUAGCACAAGCUUAAAUGAAAGACCUUUCAAAAGCUUGCGAGCCUCAAAGUCCCUAAAGCCAGGCUUCACUAGUUCCCAAAUUAAAGAUAUGAGAGACCUGUCGGCAGUCGCGGCCUUCCGGUCCCGCAGCAUCAGUGUUUCAGAACAUGCCAUCCAAAGAAUGCAAACCUCUAUUACGAGUUCUAGCUUGGGAUCAGCAGAUGAGAGUUCACUUGCAGAAGCAGAAGACAGUCUAAAGACCGUCCAUCUUGAACUUACUGAAACAUGCUUGGAUAUGAUGGCUCGAUAUGUGUUUUCUAACUUCUCCGCUCUGCCCAAGAGGUCCCCUGUUGCAGAGUUUCUCCUUGGUGCAGGAAGGAGUAACACAUGGCUAGUUGGGAACAAGCUAGUCACAGUGACCACCAGCAGUGGUGCGGGGACGAGAGCACUAAUGGGUCUUGAUUCCUUGGACCAGAAGAGCAAUGAAGAGGCUUCCAGGGCGGAUUCAUCUCUGCAAGUGAAGACCACCCAAGAAGCACCUGCCAAGCUGGAAUCUCAAACCAGUCAGCAGAUUGGAAAGGCAGCUCGCCUGCGAGUGAGAUCCAUAUCAGGUGGUCAUGCUCUUCAUAGUGAAUCAGUUCAGAAUUUAAGUCCCUUGGUAUCACCCUCGGACAGCGAGGUCAGUGUUCCCUCUGCGACUGCAGCUCAGAAAGGAUUGGAAAACCGCAAAACAUUGCAUCAGGAUGCACCCCCAUCUCGUGAACAGCUGCCCUCCCAGAAGGAAAGAGCCAAUCUGGCUGAAUAUGCAUCUGUGCUGACUCAAGGAUGGGCUGAAAUAUACAUCCGUCGACCCUCAGGUAAUGCAAGCUGGCUUCUGUGUCUGGAGAAUCCACCAAGUCCGUUUUCCUCUGAGAUAAACAACAUUCCCUUGCAGGAGUUGUCCACAAUGCUGAUGGCGGUGGAGAGAGUGAUCGAUCCAUACCAGCAAGCACCCAGUCGAUCAGAAUCCAUGCCGUGCCACAGCCUCACAUCGAAACCACCUUUGCUUCAGCGUUUCAACACAGAUUCGGUGGCAGUGGCGGAGGAAGGUGAUGGAAUGGGAAUGCACUUGAAAGCCUGUGACUCUCCUGUAGAGUCUCACGAACUGGAUGACUUUGAGGCAAUGGUUUCAGAGCCGAUCUUCAUGCCUGUGGAGAGCCAGGACGCAGUUCCAGCAUCGUACAGCAGAUCGUCAUCGACAUCUAGUCAAGAGGAAGAAAAGACCCACCAACCAGAGGAAAGUGGAAUAAUUGGUAUUUCAUCUGAAAAGGUUAUACCGUCUUCUUUGGCUAUCGAUCCAUUGGAGGAAGAAUUUGAUUUCAACCAUGCUCAAACUCUCAACAAGUCAAGCUCCUCUCCAGAGCUUCAGAACCUCCCAGAAAUAGGUGAACUAAAUGUGAAGGAGGGAAUCACAGUGAAACCUGCCACUGAAGUGAAGUCCAGAGGCCAUACUGAAAGUAUCGAAGAGGAAGGCUCUUCCAGUGGCAAAUUGGAGACUAUUGAUGGUAGCAAGCAGGAGGCUCUGCCUCCGGCGGAACAGAAAGAACCACCACUGUCACCAAACCGUUACAGACCCAGGGGCCACACCAUCUCAGAUUCUGCCCCGUCAAGGAGGGGGCGGAGAGCACAGCGGGAUGGGGUCCACAAGAGAUCAGCGGCCUCUAAUGCAGAGAAGAUUAGUGGAAUAAGCCCAAGUUUCGUGUUUCUUCAACUCUACCAUUCGCCUUUCUUUGGUAGUGAGUCAAACAAGCCUCUUCUGGUUCCCAACAAUGAGAUCACAGAACGAGCCAUUAAAGUCCUUGACCAGAUGCCACCAUACGAUACACACAAAAUUGGAGUUGUGUACGUUGGGGAAGGACAGACUAAUAAUGAAGCUGAAAUCCUGUCCAAUGCAUAUGGAUCAUCCAGGUAUGCACAGUUCCUGACUGGCCUUGGUAAACUAAUCUAUCUCCAAGACUGCAACCCAGAACAAAUUUUCCUUGGUGGCCUGGACACAUAUGGUGACGAUGGGCAGUUUACAUACUGUUGGCAUGAUGACAUCAUGCAAGCAAUCUUUCACAUUGCGACUCUGAUGCCAAACAGAGAAUUUGAUCCAGCCUGUUGCAACAAGAAACGGCACAUAGGCAAUGACUACGUAGUGGUUGUAUACAAGGACACAGAAGAAGAAUACAAGCUGGGAACAAUAAAGGGUCAGUUUAACUUUGUGGAAGUAAUUAUUAAACCUCUAGACUUCGAAAGCAACCUGGUAACCCUGCAGGCUCGUAAAGACAUGGAGGGUCUGGUUGACACAAGUGUAGCUCGGAUUGUGUCAGACAAGAAUCUACCUCUGUUGGUGCGUCAGAUGGCAUUACAUGCAAAUAUGGCUUCACUUGUACAUCACAAAAGUGCCGUUCCUUCAGAGGCAUAUGCAAGCAAGUGGCUAGCAAGACUACGGCAGAUCAAACGGCUUCGAUCCAAGGUGUGUGAAGAUCUGCAGUAUCGCCAGAGUGCCGGAAUCUCCUUGAUCCAUGCCGCUGGCCAGAGUAAGAGUUCUCACCACCACCCCCACCAUCACCAUCACCAGCCACAACAGCAGCAUCUCCCCCACCACCAUUACCAACCGCAACACGUGCCACCACCGCUGUCUGCUGGCGCUGAAAUUGGCCAGCGGAAAAGGCUGAUGUCCACCGUAGAUGACUUCACAGACUUUGUUUAAAGCAGCCCCCUCGCCUGUUCUCGCACCCUGUCUGAAGUGUGCAAUACCUCCACCAUACUGUGAUAGAAGCCAAACGGUGCUUAGUUUGACGUGGGAUGGGCUUUGACUUGCAGUGCACUGUUUUGUGAUGAAGAAACUCUGCUCCUCCUGCCCUCUUCAGAGGGAGCACCCUGGUUUGAUGCCAGUCCGCUGGAAGAACUCAGAUGAAUGUGCAGAGGCUGCAGAUGGUUAUGGAUUGAGCCACCCCUUCCCCCUUCCACUGCCCCAGAAUGACACCAGUGGACUGGCGUAUUCAGCAAGUGACCAUUUAGUUGCCCUUGUGUGAGGGGUGAUUGGAACAGCCUUCCCAAAUGGAUGUGGUGUUGGGGAUAAGGGCAUAAGCUCCAUACUGAUCUGGUAAUAACUCUAUUUUGUGCAAUUACUUUGUAAAGGAAGGUGUGUUGUUAAUCUUCACACAGUUUUUAAACGCAGGUGUCAGUGUUGAAAUGCUGUAAUUAUGUCUCCAGUAAAAGUGAAUAAAUUUCGUUUGAAAAGC
Hypanus sabinus (Atlantic stingray) is the source of this 6125-nucleotide messenger RNA. It is a transcript of the gene tsc2, whose product is annotated as TSC complex subunit 2. The record is from RefSeq and is a predicted model, not a curated record. The transcript has 41 exons. Gene Ontology annotation, biological process: positive regulation of GTPase activity; regulation of small GTPase mediated signal transduction; negative regulation of phosphatidylinositol 3-kinase/protein kinase B signal transduction. Lineage: Eukaryota; Metazoa; Chordata; Chondrichthyes; Myliobatiformes; Dasyatidae. Gene Ontology annotation, molecular function: GTPase activator activity. The coding region runs from base 89 to 5590 and encodes 1833 amino acids. Gene Ontology annotation, cellular component: nucleus; cytoplasm; TSC1-TSC2 complex.